Molecule: messenger RNA, 987 nt
Organism: Plasmodium gallinaceum
Lineage: Eukaryota; Apicomplexa; Aconoidasida; Haemosporida; Plasmodiidae
Source: the annotation of a RefSeq genome assembly
AUGAGCACAAAAAACCUUGCUAAAAAGUUACUUCUUUUGGUAAAGCAAUGGGUUGCAUUAAAUAUCGUUCUACCAAACGAUGAAAAAAAUUUAAAUUCAAAAACAAAUAGGAAAAGACCAAGUCAAUCAAAAUUAACAAGCAGUAAAAUCGAAAAAGAUAAAUUGGUUAUAUUAUAAGGUUUUAAUGAAAAUAAAAUCCUAGGAACUCCAAUAAUAUUUAAAUAUAUUAUGAUAAGGAAAGAAAAUUAUAGCUUGUUCAUAAAUAUACCUACGAUAGGUCAUAGAGAUUACACUUAUUUUAUGAAAUAUCAUGCUAAAAAUAAAAGUGGAAGUAGGAAAUUUUCAGGAAGAGAAACAGCAAUAAAGGUGGUAGUAGGAACAUGUAUUCAGCAAUGGUUAAAAAAAUUUUAUAAUUUCAUAAUUAUAUGUUAUGUACAUUCUUCUGGAUAUAUAAAACUACCUGACUAUGUAAGGCAAGAAUUUAAGAAAAAUAUUCUAAGAUAUUUGAUAGACACCUAUGGAUGUGUUAAAUACAAUGAAAAAAAAAAAAAAAAAAAAAAAAAAAACUGUAAAAAUGAAGAACAAAGAAAUUAUAAUAAAAGAGAAUAUGAUAAUAUUGUUUUAAAUGAUAAUGAAAAUAUGAAUAUGGAGCAUUCAAAUAUGUGUAAAAAUAUAUAUAAAGAAAAUAUUUUAAUUAUGGAAAAAAAUAAUUGUGGUAGUAUUUUGACUGAUAUUACAACAAGAAACAAUACAGUAUUUAGAUCGGCAUUCAAACCCGUCUCUUCAAUUCGAGUAGAAAAAGAAACAUAUAAUUUCAAGGGGAAUUUUUGUAAAUUAAGUGUAAAAGGAAUGCACGACUGUUUUAUUUUACUAAGAUUAUCACCAAUAAUUGAAUUAUUAUUAUCCAUUGUUAUUGAUGAUAUAAUUUUACGGCAAAUAGCAAAAUAUGGAGAUAAAUACUUGUUAUCACUAGCUAUGUGUAAAUAA